AUGUUCGCGAAAUCAUUUCUGACCGCAGCUGCAGCUUGCAGUCUGCUUGUGUCUUCCGUUAACGCGCAUAUGGUCAUCACCAGCCCUGUCCCUUAUGGCGCAGAUAGCCUUACGAACAGUCCUCUCGAACCCGAUGGGUCUGACUUCCCAUGCAAACAACGAUCUGGAGUCUACGAUAUCGGCACAAUGAACCAGAUUCCGGUUGGCGUACCCCAAAAGCUUUCAUUCAAGGGCGGUGCCACCCACGGUGGUGGCUCAUGUCAGCUCUCUGUCACACUCGACAAGGAACCCACCAAGAACAGCCAGUGGAAAGUCAUCCACUCCAUCCUCGGCGGAUGUCCCAACUCGGACGCGGGCAAUGCCAAUGGCUCUCCCGACUACGCCGGGAAUCCAACAUUUGAGUACACUAUGCCUAAGGGUAUGCCUAACGGCGAGUACACAAUGGCAUGGACAUGGUUCAACAAGAUUGGCAACAGAGAGAUGUACAUGAACUGUGCCCCAAUCACAGUCACUGGUGGCGCGGACAACAACGAUGUGCUCGACACACUGCCGGACAUGUUCGUGGCCAACAUUGGCAAUGGUUGCACUACGUGUGAGAACGAGGACUUUGUCUUCCCGCAAUGUGGCCGCAAUGUCGAGACCGUUAUGAAGACUGCCCUCGGAAGCUCUACCAUUGGGACUUGUGCUGUUGCUACUGGAGGCGCAGGAUCUGGCUCUAGCGGUGCUGCCCCCUCUGCACCUGUUGCCUACAGCACUCCUGCAAGCUCCCCUGCUGCGCCAACUGGUUAUGGUUCAGGUUCAGGAGCAUCGGCUCCUGCACAGGGCUCGGCUCCUGAUACUGCUCCUACCGCGCCUUCUUACGGCACUUCUUCUGCUGCAGCACAAGCACCAGCCCCCACAGGCUAUGGCGGUGCAAGCAGUGCCGAAGGCGGACCAGCAGGUGGUGGAGUGGCUACUGCAUACGAGGUCGUCACUCAGACUGCCAUGAGAACCAUCACAGCGGACGGACCGGCGCCGAGUGGAUACGCUUCACCUGCCGCGAGUGGUCCACCCGAAACCUCUGAUGAAUCCGGUUCUUCCAACAAAGCUGCAACGGGCAAUAAAACCUCUUCUUCAUCAAAGUCCAUCGCCUGCACCACCCAAGACGAGAUCAUCUGCAUGGAUGGCGGCAAAUUUGGAAUUUGUGACAACGGAUUCGCAGUUCCCAUGCAACUGUCCGAUGGCAUGAGUUGCUCAGCGGGCGUUAUCUCCAAGCGUAGCAACAUGGGGAGACAUCUCCGCAGGUUUUCAUCGCGAUGCAUAAACCAGCGCUUGCAUUUGUGA
This is a messenger RNA of Sphaerulina musiva SO2202, 1323 nucleotides long. RefSeq lists its product as uncharacterized. NCBI's taxonomy places the organism in Eukaryota, Fungi, Ascomycota, Dothideomycetes, Mycosphaerellales, Mycosphaerellaceae. The transcript has 2 exons. The record is from RefSeq and is a predicted model, not a curated record. The coding region runs from base 1 to 1323 and encodes 440 amino acids.